Oryza sativa Japonica Group (Japanese rice) is the source of this 2823-nucleotide messenger RNA. RefSeq lists its product as uncharacterized. The record is from RefSeq and is a predicted model, not a curated record. NCBI's taxonomy places the organism in Eukaryota, Viridiplantae, Streptophyta, Magnoliopsida, Poales, Poaceae.
GUGGAGCCGUCGCGCGUACAAAUAUUAGUCCUUCCACGAGCUUCAUGGUGUGAUGUGGCAGCUUUUCUCGCAAACGUAUCACUGAAAAAAGUACUUAACAAAGUUGUACUACCACAGUACCACCUGCAAAUUGUAAGGACUGUUUCAGUUUAAAUUUCCGUAGAAAGCAAUUUCACGAGAGACGGAGUGAGAUUUGCGCAAAACCAAACCAGGGUGAAACCGGCGGCAGCACCCAGUCCGCCAUCGCUCGGCAGCUGUUUCCCCAAUCCGCCCCACCCCCGGGUUGGGAUCUUCUGCGCGCAACCACACGCCUAAACCGCUAAACGUGAGGCCCGUGGUGGGCGGGGAGGGGAGGGGACAGGAAACGGCCGGGCGCACGGGAUCCGUGGGUGGUUUUGCCCCCCCCCCCUCCGGGUCUGUGUGCUCUCUUCCCACCGCUGGUGCGGCGCAAAACCGACUACUCCCGCUGCUGCCGCGCGCGCCCAGCAACCCAGCCAGCCGCACGGUUCCGCCACGCGAAACCGGCGGCCGCCUCCUCGUCACGCACCCACAAACUCUCUCUCUCUCCGGUCUCCGGCUUUUUAUUCCGCCCCCGCCUCGCUCGCUGCUGUUUUCUUCUCACCGGAGCAGUAGCCUCUACUACUACGCGCUUGCGAACUUGACGAGACGAGUAGUGUGUGUGUUUGACGAGUGGUUUUGGAGAUGGAGAGAGGGGAUGGUGGUGGAGGAGGAGGAGGAGGGGGAGGGGGGAUGGGGCCGAGGGGGGUGGUGGGGUCGGCGGCAAUGCUGGGGCUGGAGAUGCACCUCGCCCACCCGCAGAUGCACGCCGCCGCGUACCAGCAGCCGGACCCCCACGGCGGCGGCGGCGGCGGGUUCCAGCAGCAGGUGGCGGCGGUGAGGCAGCAGCAGCAGCAGUCGUACUCGCCCUACUCGGCGGGGGCGUCGUCGAGGGUGAUCAAGGCGCCCGGCCAUGACGAUGGGAUGGGCAACGGCGCCGGUAAGGGCGGCGUGGUGCAGCAGCAGCAGCAGCCCGGGUCGGUGGGGUGCCCGUGGACGCGGAUGAAGUGGACGGACGGGAUGGUGCGGCUGCUGAUCAACGUCGUGUACAGCGUCGGGGACGACGGCGAUGGCGUGGCGGCGGGCGGCGCCGCGGGUGGGAAGGCGUCCGCGGGGGCGGCGGGGCACGGGAAGGCCGGCGGGUCCGGGUCCCACGGCGCGCACGGGCAGGCGGCGGCGCAGCAGAAGAAGGGCAAGUGGAAGUCGGUGUCGCGGGCGAUGAUGGAGAGCGGCCACAUGGUGUCGCCGCAGCAGUGCGAGGACAAGUUCAACGACCUCAACAAGCGGUACAAGCGCGUCGUCGACCUGCUCGGCCGCGGCAAGGCGUGCAAGGUCGUCGAGAACCACGCGCUGCUCGACGCCAUGGACGAGCUCACCCACAAGGCCAAGGACGAGGCGCGCAAGCUGCUCAGCUCCAAGCACCUCUUCUUCCGCGAGAUGUGCGCCUACCACAACUCUGGCGCGGCCGCCGCCGCCGCCGCGCACGGCCCGCACGGCGCCGGCGCCGCCGGCGUCGAGGCCACCGCCUGCUUCCACCACCCGCCGCCCGCGUCCAUGGCCGCCGCCUCGUCCGCCGCGCGCCAGGCGGCGGCGGCGGCCCCUUCCCUUGGGAUGAAGGACUCCUCCGCGGGCCCGGAGGACGACGAGGACGACAGCGAGGACGUCCCCAGCAGCAACGAGGUCGAUGACGAGGACGAUGACGACGACGACGACGACGACGAGGUGGGCCCAGGGAUGAAGUCCCGCCGGAUCUACGGCGGCCACCGCGUCCACCACCACCACCACCACCACAACGGCCACCACAAGCGCCGCCGUGGCGACGACGUGUCGUCGGCGGGCGCGGGGGACGACGACGACGAGGACGGCGUGAAGCGCGCGAGGGGGGCGGCCUCGGCCGCGGGGGGAGGCGACGACGAAGGCCCCUCCGCGGUGCAGCAGCUGCAGAGCGAGCUGGCGGCUGCGGUGGCCGGCGGCGGCGACCCGCAGCAGGUGCGGCAGUGGGUACGGCGGCGCACGGUGGAGGUGGAGGAGCAGCAGGUGGCGCACGAGGUGCGCGCGUACCACCUGGAGCGGCAGCGGCUCAAGUGGGAGCGGUUCCGCGCCAACAAGGAGCGCGACAUGGAGCGCGCCCGGCUGCGCAACGACCGCCUCCGCAUCGACGGCCGCCGCAUGCUCCUCCUCCUCCGCCAGAAGGACCUCGACUUCGACAUCGCCGAGGCAAACUCCUCCUCCGUCGACCACCUCACCUCGUCCGCCCCGCCGCCCCUCGCCGCGCUCCAGCAGCAGCAGCAGCCGCUCGGCUCCAGCCCCUCCACCGCCGGCGGCCACCCCAACUAAAGGCAAGCGGCGGCGGCGGCGGCAACUUGCCAUUCCUAGUAAUCAGCUCCCCUUUUAAGAAAAAAAAAGUUUUAGUAGUAGCUGGAGUAGCAUGCAACCGUGGUAGUGCGGUCCUUAGAUUUCCUAUUGGAGUACUCGUAUUGGGUGUGCGUCUUGCGUUAUCACUACAUUAUGCUAUGGUUUUGUGUAAGAUCAGACUCGGUACAUUUGGUUGGGCCUCGAUCUCUUCUUUCAUGAACAAGGGUAGCAGCAGUAGAUUUGCCUUAGCUAGGGAGGAGUGAGAUUUGUGAGAUUCGGUUAUUAUAAUUAUGUGAAUUAUUACUGCAAUAUUGUGCUGCCAAUUUGUGUUCUUAGAGCAUAUGAUAAGUAUUUUCUAGCAUCUUCAUAUAGGGUAAGCAAAACCGGUAAUGAAUUAGAGUACUUGUACCA